AGCGCUGCCGCUCGGACACCGCGCGCGGCUCCCGGCGUGCAGCCCAUGGUGGCAGAGUCAGGCGAGAGGAGCCGGCGGCGCCGGGUCACCCCGGAGCGGCCGGACAGCGGCCCCGGGCACCACCAGCUGCCCCCGAAGCGGCGGCGGCAGCGGCCUCGGCAGGAGAAGCCGGCGGCGGUGCUCAGCGAGAGCCUCCUGGAGCAGCAGAACUUCCGCGAGUACGGGGAGAGCUGGUACCGCUCUCACAAGCAGCUGGAGAGCCGCUUCCAGCCGCGGGAGCCGCUCUCCCGGCAGCCGCAGGUGACGGCUCAGUCUCGCUGCGAGCUGAUCAGCUGGCUCAUCCCCGUGUACCGCGACCUCGGGUACUCCUUCGAGGCGUUCUGCCUGACCGUCAACAUCCUCGACCGCUUCCUCAGCACCACCCCGAUAGCCGCCGACUGCUUCCAGCUGGUCGGGGUGACAUCGCUGCUCCUCGCCUGCAAGCAGGUGGAGGUGCACCCCCCCAGCAUCAAGCAGCUCCUCGCCCUCUGCUGCAACACCUUCAGUGGGCAGCAGCUCUGCAACCUGGAGUGCAUCAUCCUGAACAGGCUGGGCUUCAGCAUCACUGCGCCCACCGUCUGCUACUUCCUGGAGCACUUCACCCGGCUGCGGCUGGAGGCGCCGGGCGUUCACCCCGAACAAGUGACGGAUGCGUGGAACCUGGCUCAGGGCGUAGCAGAGAUCAGCAUGGCCGACUACACCUUCACCAAGUAUCCGCCGUCGCUGCUGGCCGCGGCCUGCCUGGGGCUGGCGGACCGGCUGCUGCUGCAGCCCUGCACGCUGGACCUGGGAAUGAUCGGCUACAGCGCGCGGUGGCUGCAGGACUGUAUGGCCGACCUGCGGCUUCUCGUGUCCAUCAACCUGGAGUCGCUGCCUGCCGUGCUGCCCACGAAGGUGGCGCAGAAGUGCUCGUGGCUGUGGGACAACGUUUGACGGCGGAGCUGCGGGAGCCCGGCGCUGUGCGUGUCCGCGGGUCGGGAAGUGACCCCGUGUGGUGCCGUGAGGGAUAUGCGCUGUACCAUGGCUGUUCUGUUUUGUUUCUGCAUCCAGCACGCAAAUAGCACACACAACCUCGGGUGCUGUGUUAUUUAUGCGGAGAGCGAUCCGUAGAGUAACGGCACGCGAGCUAAAUAAACACUAUUCUGGUACGCC
Molecule: messenger RNA, 1191 nt
Organism: Coturnix japonica (Japanese quail)
Lineage: Eukaryota; Metazoa; Chordata; Aves; Galliformes; Phasianidae
Gene: CCNO
Product: cyclin O
Source: RefSeq, a predicted model, not a curated record